AUGAACUUGAUCGAUUCUAAUGCCAUUGUACUAAUCUAUACAGAUGCACCACCACAUCAUCCGAAAACUGGAGGAUCUAAUUGGGCGCAAGAAGAAAAAAAUGUUAAAGAAAAAGAUUGGGUUCAAUUAUGUCAACUAUAUCAAGAAACGGGAUGUAAAGUAUUUUCAAUGAUUAAUGAUGCAUCAUUUGAAACAUCAUCAUUUUACAUUCUCUUGAGUCAAUAUACACGAGGAAAAACACUAUAUCUCAAGAAAACCGAUAUAAAAACUAUUUCAAAAUGUACUAUUAAUUUAUUCUUAAGCAGAAGGCUCAAAUUUUCAUUACGUCCAGCUGCAAUUGUGGGUAUGAUAUGUGUCUUAUCAAAGAAUGGUAUUUUACACGAACGAGCAAGACAUUUUUUAACUCGUAUCAAAGAUCAAUGGCUUGAUUUAGAGCUUCCGGAGAAUUGUACUUAUGCAUUUAGUAAACUUUGUGUUAAAUUACCAGAAUUUUUUACUGAAAAUGAAAACUUGUUCUUUCAAAAAUUGUAUACGAUAGGGGGAUUAAAAAUCAAUGCUGCUACAUGUGUUAACAUUGAACAACCAUUUAUUCCAAGUGUUAAAGAAAUUUAUCAUGAUGCAAAAAUUCAAUGUAAAACCUGUCAUUUUCUACGAUCGACAACAUUAUUUCCUGAUGUAGGCACCAGUUGUUGUGCAUUAUGUUUACCACAACAUAAUCUUAAAGAUAUACCUGAACCAUGUACUGGAUAUUCAUCACCGAAAUGUUAUUACUGUCGUGAUUUAUUUAGAGAAGCACCAUAUCGUCGUUGUGCUAGAUUUCAGAAUAAAUAUAUACACUAUGAUUCGACUGAAUCGGCACCAAAUCAUGGUAAAGAAUAUACAUUUCUUUGUGCUGAAUGUCAACAUUCUAUCACAAAUAAGGUUACAGUCGAUAUUCCAGUUUCGAUUGAUACAUUAAUUAAUGAGAACAAAGUACAACUAUUCAAAUAUUUAAAUAUCAAGGUUAAAGAUGAUAUUGAUAUUUUGUCUACAGCAUGGUCACUUUUUAAAUCAAAAGAUAAAGUUGAAUUCGGAAAGACAGAAGAUAUCAACUUAGUAUCAUUCUCAUCUUCAAUCAUGCCAUUAGUUCAUAGGAAUAAAUCAAUAUUAAAUUCUACGGCAGUUUUCAAUCAGAUUCAGACAUGGAUACAAAGUGGCAAAUCCGAAUGGGUCACUUGUUAUAUCUGUUGUGAUGAUUUUCCACGUAAUAAAAUCAAUGAUACAUGUGGUAAUAAAUUAUGUCAUGCUGAAGCAUGUACUGAAUGUUUAAUGAAAUGGUAUCAAGCUGUUCAACCUGGUAGUAUUGUGUUAACGGCACAUCUAUUAUGUCCAUUCUGUAAACAUGUUCCUAAUGGAAAAAUUCUCAAAAAAUAUAACAAACAAGUAUGUACUAUAUUAAGAUCAGACAAGAAAGAUGAUAUUGAUGAACAUUGGUAUUAUGGUUGGCGUGUAGAUUGUUAUAAAGUUAAGAAAGCACGAGAAAAAAGUUGCAUGGAAGAUGGUAAUAUUCCUUUGCUCACAGAUUUUGUUUGUGAUGAAUGUGACGAAAUUCGCAGAAUGCCUAAAAAUAUCACUGUCAAAUAUUGUCCGGGCAUCAAUGAAAGAACAAAACAAAUCUGUGGCAUAGCAAUAAAUAAAAAUGGUGGUUGUAAUCAUAUCACAUGUACUGCAUGUGAUGCUCAUUGGUGUUGGCUAUGUGUUAAAACAUAUGGAGAUCGUAUAUAUGAACAUUUGACAGCCGUACACGGUAAUUAUGGCAUGGAAGACGACGUUGAUUAUGACGAUUAUUAG
This is a messenger RNA of Rotaria sordida, 1830 nucleotides long. The record is from the annotation of a GenBank genome assembly. NCBI's taxonomy places the organism in Eukaryota, Metazoa, Rotifera, Eurotatoria, Philodinida, Philodinidae.